UCUCUCUCCAUUGCCCAUGGUCUUUUAACCAUUAAAUCACAGUAGCAUUUUCCAGAUUCCUCCUUUUGUUGCUGUUGGAUUUUAUUCUAUUUGAUUAGGGGUGGACGGCCACGAUGAAGUACAGGACCGUGGUGAUGUACUUGGAGGUGGGCUGCUUCGUGUCGUGUCUGUGCGGCUGGGUCCUGGUUUGCUCCACCUUGCCCACGGAGUACUGGAACUUCUCUGAGGUGGGCAGCACCGUCCUAACCACCGCCAACUACUUCUCAAAUCUGUGGAUGGACUGCAUCUCGGACACCACGGGCGUCUCCGACUGCAAGUACUACCCCUCCAUGCUGGGACUCUCCGCGUUCCUCCACGCGUGCCGCGCGCUGGCCGUGGCGUCCGUCGCCACCGGCUUCUUCGGCGGCGUCCUGACGCUCAUCGGGAUGAAGUGCACCAAGAUCGGCGGCUCGGAGCUCGCCAACGCCCGGGUCACCUUCGCAGGAGCGGUCACGUAUUUUGUAUCAGGUCUCUGUGGGAUGGUCACCUACUCACUUUGGGGCAACCGAGUCGUUAGCGAGUUCAAGGAUCCAAACUUUGUGUCACAGAAGUUUGAGCUGGGGGCGGCGGUCUUCGUGGGCUGGGGCGGAUCCAGCCUCCUGCUUGUUGGAGGGGGCCUUUUGAGCUAUCUCUCUGGCAGAGAGGGCCUACACUUCAGUAGCGACAAGGGUCCGCGCCGACCCGCAACAUACGCCCAGGCCCGCUCCAGACGGACGUACGCAACAGCGCGGACUAGACGGACCUACGGACCACCUCUGUUCUACCAGGGCCGCGACAGCAGGGGGGUCCGGAGCACGAGGACCCCUGGGACCAUCAGGACACCCAGGACCACCAGCCAGCCCAGGACCAUCAACUUCCCCGGGAGCGAGGAGUUUGUAUGACGGUCGCAGCCGCUUGGUCAGAGACUCAUGAGUUUUUGUUUUUUUAAGCCUUUUGUAAUACUUAUUCGUGUUGUUGUAUGAACUGGACUUUUUAUUAUUUUUUUGUUCUUUGUGUGUCAAGAAAUGUUUCAAGAUUGUUGGUCUGUGACUUAUUUUUUUAUGACUUGUUUUAACCUCUAACCCAAAAACAUCUUACUUAACGUCAAACUGAUUUAUAUGAAUUUAAACAAUAUCUUAUCUAUCCCACUAAUCCAUCACUUAAGGUAUCAAAUUCACCAUCAAAAUGCCAACUGUAAUCCUAACACAGACCCUCAAUCCUACCUCAGCCAAAACACUAACCUUCUAAUACUGGGCCCGCCCUAAGGAUGCUGCAACCCUCCCCUGCCCAAUGAUUGGUCAGUCACCUGGUAGCAGAUCCCUGAUUGGUGAGCAACAAGAGCGAACUAGAUUAUCGUUAGCAGAUUGGUGGUUCUUUGGGUUG
This is a messenger RNA of Gadus chalcogrammus (walleye pollock), 1401 nucleotides long. Its product is annotated as claudin-10-like. Gene Ontology annotation, cellular component: bicellular tight junction; plasma membrane. The record is from RefSeq and is a predicted model, not a curated record. NCBI's taxonomy places the organism in Eukaryota, Metazoa, Chordata, Actinopteri, Gadiformes, Gadidae. Bases 114 to 920 code for a protein of 268 amino acids. Gene Ontology annotation, molecular function: structural molecule activity. The transcript has 5 exons. Gene Ontology annotation, biological process: bicellular tight junction assembly; cell adhesion.